GACCCUCGCUAGCCAAUCAGCGGAACGGGAGAGAAGAGGAGGCCCAAGUACACACGGGCGAUUUUUCGGGAGAAGAAGGCGAGUCGGAGCUUGUCUGUUGGUGUGGAGAACACGACGGGCAGUGGUGUGCUACAGACGAAGUUUAGUGCUCCACAGCUGCUUGAUAGAGGCGCUCGGCUACAGCUAGCGGCGAAGGCCAGCAGCCGGGAAAGUGGACGUCGAAGAAGAGAAAGCCUGCAACGUUUCCCGAGGCCGUUCCAGCUGAGGGAGAAUCUCAUAUAGGUCGUGGAAUAAGACUCAAAGCUAGUGUCUUCGUCGCGAUUUCCCAGGCCGGUCCCGGAGAGCUCGAAGCGAAGGUUACUGAUAACGGCAGCAGCUGCGUUUUGAAGAAGGCAAGAAGACGAGGGAUCAUCGUCAAUGGCGAGUGCAGCUACAGAGGACCCGCCUUUACCCGAGCCCAGGGCCCCACCGCCUCUAGCAGAUGACGCGACUGGCCGCUCUUCUAGGAGAGGAAGAUCUAGGAAAAGGAAAUCUGGAGAAGCCGGCGGCUCUGAGGGUCAGGAGAAAAAGCGGACGUUUGACGAUUUUUUCAACUUCUGCAGUUUCGUGCUGGCCUAUGAGGAGCAGCUGGAACGUCAGGCAAUGGCUUCAGAGAACAGCUCCCCACAUCCACCCACCACCAUCUCCACCAAUACCAAAGGACAACACAUCAGUAACAACUCCCACCACCAUCAAGACUCUAAUACAUCCGACCACAACGAAUCGCGUUCCAACGGCACGACGCCGAUAACAAUCGACACAUUGGCCAGCAGCCCUCCCCAGAAUCACCACCCUCACCGCCUCACCGGGAUCACACCUCCUCCCCCGUCCCCCCGGCAAGCACGGGAAGCACCAGCACCAGCAGUAGUGACAGUAGUGAGAGUGGGGAGGAGGAGAGGGGGAGGGGGGCUUCCGUCUCCGCCUCAAAAGACUCAAGCAACGAAGAACUGUUGGAGUACACCUCAGAGGAUGAAUCUUGGAACCUCGUGACGUGUUUCUGUCGACGGCCGUUUGCUGGGAGACCAAUGAUAGAGUGCUCCAAGUGCAAUACAUGGGUACACCUCUUUUGUGCCAAGAUUAGGAAAAGUUCAGUCCCUGAGGUAUACACGUGUCCAAAGUGCAUACCAAAGACCACCACGUCAACUAGCAGCAACAGAAGAUCCACCCCAGCCUCUUGAGCCCCCCUCACGACCUUUCUAGUCUCGUUUUCAAACUACAAAAUACUGCAACAGCAGACUUCACUAUUGUUAUAUUACUUUGUCAUUAGGCUGUGCUGAUUUCAGGCAUUCAUUUAUACACCUACUCAUCGCAGUCCCACAGAUCCUUCCUCCAUCCCUCCUCCUCCUCCCUCCUCCCUCCCUUCUCUCUCUCCCCCUCCUCCCUCACUUCUCUCUCUCCCCCACCUGUCCCUUCUCUAGCCCGCUGUGUCAGUUUAUUCAGCUGUAUUCUCAUCAUUCUCACUAUAUCACCCGACUAUGUAUCCCAUUGUAUACUGUGCAUCAAUGUCGCUGCUACUUUCUUUCCUUGCACUCUCUGUCCAUCACUUACCAGCCAAGUCCUCUAUCCGUUUCUUUCACGUCCAAUUUUAAUGUUUGUACAUUUUUCCUAUUGGUUGAUUCCUGUAUACUAACAC
Molecule: messenger RNA, 1672 nt
Organism: Geodia barretti
Lineage: Eukaryota; Metazoa; Porifera; Demospongiae; Tetractinellida; Geodiidae
Source: the annotation of a GenBank genome assembly